Nymphalis io (European peacock) is the source of this 2070-nucleotide messenger RNA. RefSeq names its product UDP-glucosyltransferase 2-like (gene UGT46A2). NCBI's taxonomy places the organism in Eukaryota, Metazoa, Arthropoda, Insecta, Lepidoptera, Nymphalidae. The transcript is spliced from 4 exons. The coding region runs from base 71 to 1654 and encodes 527 amino acids. The record is from RefSeq and is a predicted model, not a curated record. Gene Ontology annotation, molecular function: UDP-glycosyltransferase activity.
UUAAGCGGUCCGAUCGUAUUAACAUCGUCGCAGUGUUACAUGUGACGCGGAGUAGGGAAGAUCGUGCGCAAUGCGUCCCCCACUUAUUUGUUACGUUGUGUUAUUCACGCUUUCGAGCUAUGCUGUGCAUGGAGCUCGUAUUCUCGGACUUUUUCCUCACACCGGCAAAAGUCAUCAGAUGGUCUUCGAACCUCUACUGCGAAAACUCGCUGAAAGAGGACACCAUGUCACAGUGGCUUCAUUUUUCCCUCUCACAAAUCCACCAGCCAACUACACGGACAUCAGUUUUGAAGGUAUCGCUGGUGUCGGCGUAGAGACUUUCGACUUAAAUUGGUACGAGAAUCCCAGUUUUAUCCAACGGAUACCUAUAGUAGGAAGAGUCGUUAAGCAAAUGUCCGAAUUUAACCCACUAGCCGGUAUGGCACUACAAGUGUGCAGUAAAGCCGUCGAUUGGCCUCCACUUAAAGAAGCCCUAAGCAAGGAAUAUGAUCUAGUUUUGUUGGAAAAUUUUAACAGUGACUGUAUGUUAGGCCUGUUGCAUGUCUAUGGGAUAAAAGCACCUGUUGUUUCAUUGUUAUCGUGCGCUUUGAUGCCAUGGUCGGCUGAACGCAUUGGAAUUACGGAUAAUCCUUCAUACAUUCCUCUGGUCAGCACGGCAUUCGAUUCGCAUAUGACGUUAUUGGAGCGAAUGGAGAAUACAUUUCUAAAGAUUUAUUAUCAUUUGUGGUUCCGUCAUAUGAUUCAAAUGAGAGAACAAGCUUUAAUAGAAAAACAUUUUGGUAGAAAGAUUCCUGAAUUAAGUGAACUUAGCAAAAAUGUAAGUUUAAUGCUAAUGAAUACCCACCACGCCUUGAACGGCCCGAGGCCUCUUCUGCCCGGUCUUGUAGAGGUUGGUGGUAUGCAUUUAGACCCAACGAGGAAAGUCAUACCAGAGUAUAUCGAGAAAUUCAUAAACGAGUCCGAGGAAGGAGUGGUACUCUUCAGUUUUGGAUCUUUAAUAAAGACCGCCAGUAUGCCGAAGUACAAGGAAGAGAUUUUCAUGAACGCAUUAUCUAAGUUAAAACAAAGAGUUAUUUGGAAAUAUGAAGAUAGCGCGGACAAUGGAACGCUCGUUGGCAACAUAUUGAAAGUUAGAUGGCUUCCUCAAUAUGAACUUUUACGACAUAAUAAAGUCGUCGCAUUUAUUGCUCAUGGAGGCUUAUUGGGCAUGACGGAGGCAGUGUCUGCUGGCAAGCCUAUGGUCGUGGUACCGUUCUUUGGUGACCAGCCACGCAACGGUGCCGCAGCUACCGCCGCUGGCUUUGGUAGAGUUGUGUCCUACAUAGAUCUCACAGAACAAGCGCUGAGCGAAGCUUUGCAAAGUGUGUUAAGUGCUGAAACGCGUCUCAACGCACGUCGUGUGUCAAAUAUGUGGCACGAUAGAGAAUCAGCGCCUUUAGAUACGGCCGUGUUCUGGACGGAACGCGUGAUCCGUUGGGGUCAUAUGGGGAAACUCCACUCAUCGUCUAGGAAUAUGCCCUUCUAUGAAUACGCACUACUCGACGUAGCUGCAGCCUAUGCAUUAAUAUUAAUAGUAAUAAUAACAUUCAUAUAUUUAAUAUUGACGAAGAUUUCUGUAAUGUUUGUAAGAGAAAGUAAACAAAAGACACAUUAGGAUUGAAACAAUGAUUAUAUAAGAUAUUUUAGAAAAUAUUUUAAUAGUCACAUAAAUUAAUCUAUAUGCCAAAGUUUAUAAUGUUGAUUUGUAUUAAAUGCAAUAUCAGUAAUUUUUUAAGUUAUAUCCAUUAAUUUGAUUGUAUGAGUUGAUUGUCUUGUAUUAAAGUGUAUAUUGGUAAAAUUAAAUGUAUAUAAUGUGUUAUGUAAAAAUAUGUGAAUAAAUUCCUAUUUACAAUAUAUAAGAAGUAAAUUUUGGAAGUUGUUUUUUAAAUAAUAAUCUUACGCGAACAUUCUUUAGAACGCAUUUCUUUAUAAUUCUACUUUCCUUCCAAAACUAUAAAUGUAGUUUUUUUUAAAUAUCGGAGCCCAAGGAAUCCGUAUCGUACCUGCAACAUGCAUUACUUACUUACAUUA